UAAUCAAGAUGAUUACCAACUGGUUCGAAAACUUGGUCGGGGCAAGUAUAGUGAAGUAUUUGAGGCCAUUAACAUCACCAACAAUGAGAGGGUGGUUGUAAAAAUUCUCAAGCCAGUGAAGAAAAAGAAGAUAAAACGAGAGGUUAAGAUUCUGGAGAACCUUCGUGGUGGAACAAAUAUCAUUAAGCUGAUCGACACUGUAAAGGACCCUGUGUCAAAGACACCAGCUUUGGUAUUUGAAUACAUCAAUAAUACAGAUUUUAAGCAACUCUACCAGAUCCUGACAGACUUUGAUAUCCGGUUUUAUAUGUAUGAACUACUUAAAGCUCUGGAUUACUGCCACAGCAAGGGAAUCAUGCACAGGGAUGUGAAACCUCACAAUGUCAUGAUAGAUCACCAACAAAAAAAGCUACGACUGAUUGAUUGGGGUCUGGCAGAGUUCUAUCAUCCUGCUCAGGAGUACAAUGUUCGAGUGGCCUCGAGAUACUUUAAGGGACCAGAGCUCCUUGUGGACUAUCAGAUGUAUGAUUACAGCUUGGACAUGUGGAGCUUGGGCUGUAUGUUAGCAAGCAUGAUCUUUCGAAAGGAGCCCUUCUUCCAUGGACAGGACAACUAUGACCAGCUUGUUCGCAUUGCCAAGGUUCUGGGGACAGAUGAGCUCUACGGGUAUCUGAAGAAGUACCACAUAGACCUAGAUCCUCAUUUCAAUGACAUCCUGGGACAACAUUCACGGAAACGCUGGGAAAAUUUUAUACAUAGUGAGAACAGACACCUUGUCAGCCCUGAGGCCCUAGAUCUUCUUGACAAGCUCCUGCGGUACGACCAUCAACAGAGACUGACCGCCAAAGAGGCCAUGGAGCACCCAUACUUCUACCCAGUGGUGAAGGAGCAGUCCCAGCCUUGCGCAGAGAAUGCCGUGCUUUCUAGUGGUCUCAGCGCAGCACGAUGAAGCCUGGGAAGCGACGGUCUGUUGCGGUUCCUCCCACUUUUCCAUAAGCAGAACAAGAACCAAACCAAACGUCUUAACGUGUGUAGCGAGAUCACGUUCCAAGAGCAGACACAAAACGGUGGCAGGCUUGGCGAACUCCAACUAGACCACCUGAAGGGCAGCCCACCACCGUAAAUCAGACCUCACUUCCGAAUGUAAAAGGUUCACAUGCCUUUGGCUUCCUGUUGACUUCUCCCGACCCAGAAAGCAUGGGAAAUGUGAAGGGUAUGCAAAAUGGUCGUUGGUUACUGUUGCUUCCCGUGCCCCUUGACUCAUCCUGUGGUGGCCUGAUGUUCCAGGUAACCCUGGGGACUAGCUGACCACAGACUCCAGUUGGGACGGGCAGUGUAUGGCAUGAUGGGCAGUUACAUAUUAUUAUUUUAAAAGUAUAUAUUAUUGAAUAAAAAGUUUUAAAAGAAA
Messenger RNA from Nannospalax galili (Upper Galilee mountains blind mole rat), 1408 nucleotides. RefSeq names its product casein kinase 2 alpha 2 (gene Csnk2a2). Gene Ontology annotation, biological process: regulation of chromosome separation; protein phosphorylation. Lineage: Eukaryota; Metazoa; Chordata; Mammalia; Rodentia; Spalacidae. Gene Ontology annotation, cellular component: cytosol; nucleus; protein kinase CK2 complex. The record is from RefSeq and is a predicted model, not a curated record. Gene Ontology annotation, molecular function: protein serine/threonine kinase activity; ATP binding.